CUGCCCUCCAGCCGCUGCUGCAAAUUCAAGGUGACCAGAGGCAGAGAGAGCCUGACAGUUGAGCUGCUCUUUGGGGUGCAAGUAGGCAAUUCAGACAUCUCCGUGAGCAGCCAGCCUACACAGGCCCUCUUCACCCCAAGCACAAUGUGGCCUGAGACCUGCGCCGUGGCAGAGAUGAAGUUCUUCAGCCACAUUGCCAAUCAGGUUCCACAGGAGAGCUGGCACCUCAAGUGCCUGCAGCUCUUGGCCCAUACUCUGGUGGGCAUAGGCUUCUCCACUUAUACCCUGAAGACCAUUGUGAUGCACCUCCUGAACACCAGACCCGUGUCACGGUGGGGCAGGAGGCAAGUCCUGCGGCGGCUGGGGGAUACCAUGCAGUACCUGCACGGCUCCCUGGAGGAGAAAAACCUUGACCACUUUGUUGUGGGCAAUCAGACAUUUCCUCAGGAGAUUUUCUUGCCCCCAGAUGUCAAAACCGCCCAGCCACCCAACCUCUUCCAUCGCCUGGCGCAGGAUCCGGCCGCCCACACCCAGGCUAUGAUGGAGUACCAAGAACUCAGAGAUGGGAUCGAAAGAAUUGUCCUCUACAGCCAGUGA
Neopelma chrysocephalum (saffron-crested tyrant-manakin) is the source of this 597-nucleotide messenger RNA. Its product is annotated as inositol 1,4,5-trisphosphate receptor-interacting protein-like 1. The transcript has a single exon. The annotation marks the transcript as partial. Gene Ontology annotation, cellular component: membrane. The record is from RefSeq and is a predicted model, not a curated record. NCBI's taxonomy places the organism in Eukaryota, Metazoa, Chordata, Aves, Passeriformes, Pipridae.